AUGAUGUCUUGUCUGGUACCAACACGUUUUACUUUGACCCUUAACACCGCGUGUCUUUUGACGAGCACCUGGGGGUUUGUUAGGGCCACAUCUGUAGUCUUACCUCCAAGUUUAAGUAAAGCAGGCCAUAAACAGUUUCUAACCAUUAUAUCUAUUAUUGCAACAAUCAUUAAUAACGCGGUUAACAUUUCUAAUUAUUAUAUCCAAAGAAACAAUAAGAUGAAUCUAGAAACCAAGAAAAAAUCAGACUUUAUUAGUAGACAUGUCACUUUGCCAGUUUCUUUAGUAUUAGAAUCUAUUGUUGCUACCGUUUAUUGGCCGCUUAGAUUGUUUUUUGUCAACUUAAUAAUGCAUGGAGUUGAAUCUACUGCAAAGACACCUUUUCCUAUGACAGUGGAUAUGGCAAUCCACUUAUAUCCUAUUUUAUAUUUACUAGCCGAUCACUACUUAUCGGGAUCUGGCACGAAAUUCAAAUUAUCGAAUAAGCAUGCAUGGCUCAUUGUAACCAGUUUAGCAUUUUCAUAUUUUCAAUAUUUAGCAUUCCUGAUAGAUGCGGGGCAAGGCCAAGCCUAUCCAUACCCGUUUCUAGACGUGAACGAGCCGUACAAGUCGAUUAUAUUUGUUGUUGUUGCUACUAUUACGUGGGCUUAUUAUGUAUUUUAUCAAAAGUUUCCGCCAAAAUACAUCAAGAAGUCGGCAAAGAAAGGUGAUAAGAAUUAG
Molecule: messenger RNA, 720 nt
Organism: Saccharomyces cerevisiae S288C
Lineage: Eukaryota; Fungi; Ascomycota; Saccharomycetes; Saccharomycetales; Saccharomycetaceae
Gene: YHR140W
Exons: 1
Coding region: 1-720 (239 amino acids)
Cellular component (GO): endoplasmic reticulum membrane; membrane
Source: RefSeq, marked reviewed